Messenger RNA from Penicillium antarcticum, 2673 nucleotides. RefSeq names its product metal cation transporter MSC2. The record is from RefSeq and is a predicted model, not a curated record. Lineage: Eukaryota; Fungi; Ascomycota; Eurotiomycetes; Eurotiales; Aspergillaceae. The transcript has 4 exons. Gene Ontology annotation, biological process: zinc ion transport; transmembrane transport; intracellular zinc ion homeostasis. Gene Ontology annotation, molecular function: zinc ion transmembrane transporter activity. The coding region runs from base 1 to 2673 and encodes 890 amino acids. Gene Ontology annotation, cellular component: membrane; Golgi apparatus.
AUGUUAACGGGGGGACCGUCCCUGGGUGUGGAGCUCACUCCGCCUGACAAUGGACACAACCAUGGCCAUACUCAUCGCGGUCACUCACGAUCCAAUCGCUGGGCGCAACCUCCGCCUCCCAUCCCACAGUCGGUCAACAGCCUCCCCCAACCUGACGUCAAUGGGGUGAAUUCAAGCUAUUCAUACGGACAUGCGCAUCAAUCUUCGAACAGCCAUAAACGCUCGCAUUCGAGCGCCCAACACGAUCACCAUGAUCACGACCAUGCAAACGACGACCAUGGCCAUCACCACGAUCACGAUCAUCAUGGCCAUCAUGGCCAUCAUGGUCAUACCCAUAGUGUAUCUUCGGUUCAUAAUUGCGCGCUGCAAAAUCCCGAUUCAAAAAGCGCCCAUGGAUUUAUGCCCGUGGAUACAACUAUCAAGGCAGAUUCCAGCCCCGAUCAAAUUCAUGAGAUCUUGAAUGGCGCUCUUAUUGUUUUGCCCUGGAUUGUGCUAUCUUGGUAUAACAGGAAGAUUGCGCAAGCACCUGGGUCGGUUCCUACAGAUACCGCGAAAGCAGCAAUUCCCAUUGUGUCUGUGGGGCAAGUCGGACAGAAAACAUGCAUCUUGACUGCAUUCACGCUUGUGUUGUUCGGCUGUGGUCAGCUGCUCCGAAUCAACCUCCAGAAGACAGGACCAUUAGGGGCAUCGUCAAUCAAAUUCCCGGCUGUGAAUGCGAAGACCGCUCAAGCUUCUCUUUCACAGAUUUUCUCGGUAGCACUGCCGAUAUUCGCAGCGCUGAAAAUCGGUGGCUUUUUGGUUGCCUUUGCGCUACUCCUUGUGAGUGCAUCAGGGGUACCGACUGUCAUCAAUAGCAACCCCCGCGCCCAGGAACGAUACAGUAAAAAGAAGAUGUCCCUUGCUCUUCUUUCACUGGUUACUGUGUCAAGUUUUUUGGGGCUGAACUAUCCCUGGGACUCGUCUCCUUUCUUUGGAUAUGUCGCUCUCUUGGCAUCUAUCUUCAUUUUGGCUCCCCCGUUCCCUUAUUUGCGUCAGGAUGGCCCUAUCCCUGAGCCAGGUCUCGUUGCAUUGCACGGAAAAACUUCCGACAUAAGCCAGUCUUCUAUCGUAGUUACAACUGACGCACCAUUGGCUGUCAUAUCCGGAUUCUCUCUUGCGCUGCUCACUCUAGUUUUCACUCGAGGAAUCGGCUUCGGCGUGUCAGAUACGUCAUAUCUCCUCGUCCCUACAGGGCUGUUUGCGGUUUCUCUCAUGGCGUCUCUGCCCAAAGGUCUUCGAUCUUCCAACAAAACCGGGCUCGUUAUCAGCACUGGAGCUGCAGCCCUUCUUUGCUCCCCUCACAUGCAGGAUAAUUUUAUUAUAUUAUAUGCUGCGCGUGGAAUCUUAUCCAUGGCCUCGUUCUUGGCUUCCCGAAUGGAUGAUAGUCAUUUGCAUUCCGAUUCCCACGCACACAAUCACACAAGCCACAGUCACAGUCAUUCGCACGCCAUCGUCGAAGCGUCGCGCGUGUCGAAGUGGCUCCUCCAUAAGAGCGAGCCCUACCCUUUGCUACAUAGCAUUCUGAAAGAGAAGGACUCUCGUAGUAUCUUCUACUUCAUGUGUUUAAACUUUACUUUUAUGCUCGUUCAGCUAUCUUAUGGUUUCCUGACUGGAUCAUUGGGCUUGCUUAGUGACAGUAUUCACAUGUUCUUCGAUUGUCUCGCGCUUGUGGUUGGUUUAUGCGCUGCUGUCAUGAGCAAAUGGCCUCCGAACGCUCGAUUCCCUUACGGCUAUGGGAAAGUUGACACGUUGUCUGGAUUUGCCAAUGGCAUUUUCCUCAUGAUCAUCAGCGUGGAGAUCAUUUACGAGGCGGUGGAACGGCUGUCAUCAGGAAGUGAAAUGCAACGUAUCGGGGAGCUUUUGGCUGUCAGCAUUGCUGGUUUAGCCGUCAAUCUUGUCGGCAUCUUCAGCUUUGAGCAUGGUCAUCAUCAUGGCCACGAUCACGGGCAUGGCCACUCUCAUGGCAAUGAGAACAUGCACGGCAUCUUCUUGCAUAUUCUUGCAGAUACACUUGGAUCGGUGGCUGUUGUGAUAUCGACCAUUCUUGUGCACUAUUCUGGCUGGUCGGGCUACGACCCUUUGGCAUCUUGCUUUAUUGCCAUACUAAUCUUCGCCUCGGCGGUUCCCCUGGUCACGAGCACCGCCAAAUCCUUGCUGCUCACUCUACCAGCCGAUACCGAAUAUAAUGUUCGUGAAACCUUAGCGGGUGUCAGCACCUUGAGGGGCGUGGUCAGUUAUACCGUACCCAAAUUUUGGCUCGAUGAUACCGGGACAACGUCAGAGCACAGCCAUUCACAUGAUCACCCCGAUCAUGGCGAUUGCGGACAUCAACACAAUUAUAGUCACAGCCACCAUGGCCAUGACCAUGACCAUGAUCACGGCCACUCCCAUACGCAUAGCCAUUCUCAUGCUCACGAUCAUGAUCAUGAUCAUGACCAUGACCACGAGCACGAGAAAAAGCCACAGAACAUCUUCGGUGUGAUUCACGUCAUUGCGUCCCGGGGCGCAGAUUUCGAAGAUGUGCGUCAAAGGACUGUCGAUUAUCUCCGCGAAAGAAAUAUGGAUAUUCUGGUCCAAGUUGAGCGCGAUGGAGAUGCACGCUGUUGGUGUGGUGGCGGAGGCAAGGGCUUGUAA